AUGAGGAUCACACGGAAAGAAAGUGCUGGCGCACUGCUUGCAAGUCUAGCAUCUACAACAUCUGCCCUUGCAACAUUCUCGCCCGGCCCCUCCUACAGUGUCGGAAUUCCUUCGUCGUCCGAAAUCUCCUCUUCCUCGACCGGGGCAUUAUACUUCCAGCUUAGCGCACCUACAAGUUAUCAAUGGGUUGGAUUGGGAAUUGGAAGCCAGAUGUCUGGCAGCACAAUAUUUGUCAUGUACACGGACGGGACAGGCAAUGUGACAAUCAGCGCACGAGAUGGAGGAGGUGGGCAUGUUGAACCGACGCCGGAUAGUGGCAUUCAAGCUGGCGUGACCCUCUUAGCAGGAAGCGGGGUUGUGAGUGGGAAGAUGAUUGCCAAUGUGAAGUGCACAACAUGCAAGCUCGACUCGUCAUCUUCUUCCACCUCUUCUCCCUGGAUUGCAGCAUGGAAUACUGGAUCUGCCAUCAACAGCGCUUCACUUUCCUAUACCAUUGCACAGCAUAGCACAAGCAAUUAUCGCCAGUUCGACUUUGACCUUACGCAAGCAUCCAUAUCGUCAGACGCGAAUCCUUUCGUUUCAUCUUCCUCUACCACGGGAUCUUCAAGCUCUGGAACAGCAACUGGUUCCUCACCUUCUUCAACAGCCAGCAACGGUUCCAGCUCCGGAGUUAAUAGUGGUGACAAUUCUGGUAGUUCUGGCGCAAAGGUGGUGGGGACAUCAUUCACCAAGAUUGCAAACUAUGACAAGGCACAUGGCAUAAUUAUGGGCGUCACCGUUGUUCUUCUAUUUCCACUCGGUGCUAUCUUCAUGCGCAUGGGAACCAGUGCAUGGAUGCAUGGUGCUUGGCAAUUAGUCAGUCUGGUUGCAUUGCUGGUUGGAUUUGGAUUGGGUAUUAGGUUGAAGGAUCUUAGGAACUAUGUAGGUGCUCCUUCUUCUUACCCCUUUGGCACUGUAGCUUUUGGACCAUUCUUUGGUGGCGACUUUCCUGGUUCAAGCUUUGGGCCAAACAAGACACUCAACAGUGCGCAUACAAUCUUCGGCAUUGUCAUCGUCUCACUAUUUAUCAUUCAACCGCUCUUCGGCAUAAUUCAUCACAUCCAAUUCAAGCGUAACCAAUCUCGUGCCGGAGUUUCGCAUCUUCAUAUCUGGUAUGGCCGUAUCAUUAUGGCUGCUGCUAUUGUCAAUGGAGGACUUGGGUUGAAGUUAGCGGCGAAUACAAAGAAUGGGGAGAUUGCUUAUGGAGUUGUUGCUGGUGUGGUGGGAUUGAUCUAUAUCCUCUUUGCCGUCUUUAAGAGGAAGGGUACCCCAUUGAUGAAAGAGGCUAUGGUGGAGCAUGGGAUGGGAUCUGCUGAUGAGAGAGAAAGCCAGAGGAGACAUCGAAGAAGAGGCGAUGGAAGAAGAGGAUAUUAG
Mollisia scopiformis is the source of this 1413-nucleotide messenger RNA. Its product is annotated as CBD9-like protein. The transcript is spliced from 4 exons. Lineage: Eukaryota; Fungi; Ascomycota; Leotiomycetes; Helotiales; Mollisiaceae. The record is from RefSeq and is a predicted model, not a curated record. The coding region runs from base 1 to 1413 and encodes 470 amino acids.